Messenger RNA from Scylla paramamosain (green mud crab), 2987 nucleotides. RefSeq names its product UDP-glucose 4-epimerase-like. Gene Ontology annotation, biological process: beta-D-galactose catabolic process via UDP-galactose, Leloir pathway. The record is from RefSeq and is a predicted model, not a curated record. Gene Ontology annotation, cellular component: cytosol. The transcript is spliced from 8 exons. Gene Ontology annotation, molecular function: UDP-glucose 4-epimerase activity. Bases 141 to 1214 code for a protein of 357 amino acids. Lineage: Eukaryota; Metazoa; Arthropoda; Malacostraca; Decapoda; Portunidae.
GAGACCGCGGCAGUGACGCCUGGCAGGCGGAUGGGACAGGUAGUGUGCUGUAAUUGAGUGAUCGUAGACUUGAAGUGGUCAUUACCCUGCUUGAAGUACUGCUUGGAGAACGCCUUUUGGAGAGAAGGAGGUGUGAAACCAUGUGUCCUGUAUUAAGCAAGAUGUCAAAGCAGAAGACUGUGUUUGUGACGGGUGGCACAGGCUACAUUGGAUCCCACUGCAUUGUUGACCUGCUGAAUGAAGGAUAUGAAGUUAUCACCAUUGACAACCUUACCAACAGCCGUUCUGGGGCACUCAGAAGGGUUGAGGAGAUAACUGGCAAGAAAGUCACCUUCUAUCAGUGUGAUCUUCUUGAUGGCGAGACUGUGCACAAAAUAUUUGCCAAGCACAAGAUUGACUAUGUUAUUCAUUUUGCUGCCAUGAAGGCUGUUGGGGAGUCCAUGCAGUUCCCUUUGAUAUAUUACAAAAAUAAUGUGAUUGGAACCAUCAAUCUUAUUGAGGCAAUGAAGGCCAACAAUGUGUACCAGAUGGUGUUCUCAUCCUCUUGCACUGUGUAUGGUGACCCAGAGCACUUACCUAUCACAGAGGAUCAUCCCACAGGGGCAGUUACCAAUGUAUAUGGUCGUACCAAGUACCUCAUUGAAGAGAUGCUCAAGGAUCUCUCCCGUGCUGAAGAGAAAUGGAACAUCAUAGCCCUAAGGUAUUUCAACCCCGUAGGGGCCCACCCAUCAGGCCGUUUGGGUGAAGACCCUACAAAGAACUUCACAAACUUGAUGCCUUACAUAGGCCAGGUGGCUAUUGGCAAGAAACCUAACUUGACUAUAUUUGGCAGUGAUUACGACACCCCAGAUGGCACAGGUGUGCGUGACUACAUACAUGUGAUGGAUCUAGCUUCAGGCCAUGUGUCUGCCCUCACCAAACUGGACCAGGAGCAUCUCAAAUUCAAGCCUCUGAACCUGGGUCUUGGUCAUGGGAUAUCGGUACUGGAGUUUGUGAAGGAGUUUGAACGUUUGACCAAGGUUCACAUCCCUUAUGAAUUCGCUGGGAGAAGAAUAGGAGAUGUGGCCACUCUUGUGUGUGAUGGGAGCAGGGGCAUGAAAGAACUGAAGUGGCAACCCACAAGGAGUUUUCAGGUUAUGUACCAAGAAGAGAGUUGCCAGUUUGUGCAAUGUGACACUUACAUCACCAGGAGUUUGAUCCAUGUAUUAUGCUAACUGUAUGUGGGGGAGUGAGAAGAUGGAGUAAAACUGAUGUAGUUCUCUGUCUCCCCACCUCUCUCUCUCUCUCUCUCUCUCUCUCUCUCUCUCUCUCUCUUUGAAAGUGGCUCCAUGCACCUAGCUCAUCACUCCUUCCAUUGCUGGAAACAUACAGGGUGAUUCACAAGCUUCUCCAGAAACUCUGGGAAAUGGAAGGUUAUUCUUUUCUAAGCAGAAAACACUCUAUGGGUAUGUUUGAGAAGCUUGAAAAGUGACAGGAGGCACCAUGUUUCUCCUUCUGUCAGGACGAGUGUUGCCAGGUAUUUAUUUUUGCCUUUCAAAACUUGCACAUCAUUCUUCUAUUGACUGUUUUAAUUUUGAUUUAUAUAAAUUAGCUUUUAAAAAGCAUGACAGAUAGUCGAGUACAGUUAAGUUGGGAGUAAAUCUGUGACUAGAAAAGCACAUCUGGCAAUGUGGUGCAGCAGGAGAAAUGACAUGCAAGUUUUUAAAGGCCAAAAAAGAAUAUUUGGGAAGAGCAGGAAGGGUCACUCAGCUGAUGCUUACUGCAACAAAAGGGGAAACAAGGCACUUGUCACUUUUCACUCCUCUUUCACUAUUAAACCAAAGCAUUAACCACACACACAAUAUUUUUUGCUUAGAAUAGCAUAAUCCUCCAUUUCCCACAGUUUCUAGAGAAACUUGUGAAUUUACCCUGUAUCUCCCAAACCCUCUUCUGGAUGAUUACCAGAUAUGCCAUCACCUGUAUUCUCUCUCUCAGCUCUCAAAUGAGGGCCAUUUCAGCAGCAUCUUCAGCUCAGUGAGACAUCAAAAAGUCUUGUCUGGAGAGUAGAAAGCCUGAUGAACACUUAAAAUGGCUGCUAGUUGUCCAGCUUUCAAAGGUUCAGUUUCUUGUAAGGGUCAUGUUACAUUCUUAUAACUUCUGUCAUUUCCAGCAAUAAAAAAAAUCAAUGGCAUGUACAAGGAGGGUCAUACCUUGAAGAAUAGAGUUAGAAUUCAAAUGUAAGCUACUUUUUGUUCCUUUUAUAUAUGAAGGCAAGAACAAGGCUUCCUGCUUUAUCUUGGGUCUCAAAGAUAAUAUUCAAUAAAAAAUCUAAACUGACAAUACAAAAAUAAUAAUGAUAGUCAUACCUCGUGAUUGUCCUUUAAUUCAAACAAAUCGGAAUUCGAACAUGGUUGGCAAAUGAAUUUUGUCCUCCAAUUUGAACACAAACAUCCGUUCAAGUGACGUCAUUCAGUCAGUCCCCCUUCUUUCUCCUUUGUCCCCAUAUCCUUCCUCUAUCUUUCCCACCUACCCUUCCUCCUCCCCUAUUUCUCUCUCUCUCUCCCCCCAAUAUGUCACUUCCUCCCUUUGUUCCUUUCCUCCCCCUUCCUUUUUCAUCUGGUUUCAAACCUCCCUCCCAGGCACCUCCCCUGUAUCUGUCAGAGAUGAGGGACAAGGGAGUGUGAUACUCCUCCUCUCCUCCUCCCCCCAUUCAUCCUGUUAUUUUGACUUUAUUCUCUCAUAAUUCCAUUUUCAUUCUCUAUCAGUCUUAUUCUAUCAGGAUUGUUCUUACACACACACACACACACACAGAGAGAGAGAGAGAGAGAGAGAGUAGCAGAAACUUUGACUCAAAUGUGAGAUUAGUGCCAAUUUACAAUGGUAUUUCGCAUAAAAUUUGUUUUUUUGUAUUUUUGUAUCUUACUCGUAUAGGACAACCCACUUUUUUUGUCUUUUGGAUUAUUUAAGUGCUGUUUUGUAUGCUAAAAGUAUAUGGUACUUUACAUCUU